UCCAUGCAGGGCGGCGCGGGCCAAGGACGACGGAGUGAGACGAGCGGCGGCUUUGGCUUGGCCUCGUCUGGCCUGGCUUGUUGUUUGCCUCGCAGCCAAAGUCGGGUCAGGCAGCGCACCCAGUCGCCGUCACAACCUUGACCAUCUUACCAUCCAUCGAUCACUUCGUCUGCACACACGACUUCGCGGGUUUUCUCACUCGUUCACUCUCUCUUUCUCGCGCGCGCAUCUUCUUCACUCUCCUCGCGGACACCUCAUUGUCCUCUCCUUCACUCACCUCUCCUGUCCUCGCUCAUGGCUCACUACGGAGGAGGAGCCGCAGGUGGCAGCGGCUACAGAGGUGGCGGCGGCGGAGGCGGUGGUGGUGGUGGCCCCUAUCGCCAGGCCCCUCGUCAUUCACCGACUGAAGAAUCCUUGCCAGGCAGCGGUAGCUCACCCAUGUACAGCCAACAGCAACUCCUCUCACCAUCCGUCUCAAGUUUCGGCCACGGCGGCGGCAAUGGUUACACGCCCGGCAGUCGUCCGGCGUCGGGACUGUCUCUCCUUGGCCCCAGCUACGGUCCCGCUACAAGCACGUCGCAUGGCAACGGAUACUUCCAGUCAGGCAGAGAUGCUCGAUCCUCCGUCCUUUCACAGCACCUUGUCCCCAACGGCGGCCACUCGGGCAGCGAGUCUGAGCUCGGCCCCUACAGCGCUCUGAGGACUCGCGCCGGCGCUUCAUCGCAGAGCAACCACAGCUCAGGUGAAGAGCAGAUGAUGUCCAAGCGUCCCGAGGCGGGCAUGGUCGCCUUGUUGGGAGAGAAGGAGGCAGACGACUACCUGCACGAGGGAGACGCAGACAAGCGCUCCUACGCCCCCUCUGUGCGUGGUAUUGCCAAUGUAGCCACCCUCAUCUUCCUCGCUCUCGCUAUUCUAGCCCUCUUUGCCGGCUAUCCGAUCAUCGCAAACCUCGACAAGAUCUUCAACAAGAACGAUUACAGUGGCGGAUACAACUUGGGCGGAUCCAAUGGGUCAGGCCAGGUGCCCAUCUUCCAAGGCCUGGCAAGUCUUAUCGACAAGGACACUCCUUCCAACGCUCAGUCAUGGACUCACCCCGUCACAAAUGACAAGUAUCACCUCGUCUUCUCCGACGAGUUCGAAGAGGAGGGUCGCACCUUCUGGCCGGGAGAUGACCCGUACUGGACCGCUGUGGACCUGUGGUACGGCGGAACAUUCGACUACGAGUGGUACAGCCCUGAGCAGGUCAACACGACGGGCGGAGCGCUGCAGAUCACCAUGGAGGAGAAGCCGAUGCAUGGAUUGAACUUUGCCUCGGGAAUGGUUCAGAGCUGGAACCAGUUCUGCUUCCAGGGUGGCUACAUUGAGUACUCGAUCAUGCAGCCUGGCACGCCUAUCACGACUGGAUACUGGCCCGCGGCAUGGCUGAUGGGCAACCUGGGUAGGGCAGGAUACCUUGCAUCCACUGACGGGAUGUGGCCAUACUCCUAUCAGAGCUGCGAUACGGGAAUCAUGCCCAACCAAACGUACGCCGACGGCAGCGGUCCAAAGGAGGCCAUCGACUCUGCCGGUACCUACGCCGACAAUGGAAAAAUUUCUCACCUUCCUGGUAUGCGCCUCCCUGCCUGCACCUGCUCAGGGGAAGACCACCCUGGUCCCCACCCGAACGUAGGCCGCUCCUCCCCCGAAAUCGACUGCAUUGAAGCUCAAAUCCAGACGCGCAACGGGGAGACCCACUCCUGGUCGUCCCAGUCCCUCCAGACUGCACCCUUCGACGUCGAGUACUACUGGGGCAACACCUCAGCCGACGCGACGCUCUACGGCACCUCAGACACCGUCGAAAUCAACAGCUACGUCGGUGGACCCCUGCAGGAGGCUGUUUCCUCCGUCGCCAUGAAUCCUGACCGCGGGUUCCAGGGCACGCAGGGCGAGUUCAUCCGCUACGGUGUUGAGUACGAGCCCGACUGGAACGGUGACGGAUCAGGCAGCGUAACGUGGUUCAUCGACGGCAAGGCCACUUGGUCAGUGAAGGGCACCGCUGUUGGUCCCUCGGCCGCGAUGGACAUUGGACAACGCACGAUUCCCACUGAGCCCAUGUCCAUCAUCAUGAACUUGGGCAUGGCCUCGGGCUUCCAGCCUGUGCACUUCACGGGAGAAAACGCUCUCACUUUCCCUGCCCUAUUCCGCGUUGACUACGUUCGCGUGUACCAGAAGGACGGGCAGGACGACCGCAUCACGUGCGAUCCCAAGGACCAUCCUACGGCCGACUACAUCAAGAACCACCCGGAACUGUACGCGAACAACAACUUGACCACUUUCGCUGCUGCGGGGUACAAGAGACCGAAGAACAGACUGAGGGAUGGGUGCUAAGCCGGCGCGCUAUGCGUGGCAGGAGGGAAGAGAGGAGAUGAAUGAGGACGGUCUCUGUACAUAUACAUACACUCGCAUCAUGCCCUGCCCUGCUUUGCUAGGCGGUGCUGCGCAUCGCUCCACGUCGAUCUCAGGAUCGGCAGCUCUUCCUAUCUAGCCUCUCCUCGCGCUUUUCGUCUCGGAUCGUAAUGACGCCUCGCAACGUAGAAGACUCUCGC
Messenger RNA from Jaminaea rosea, 2585 nucleotides. Its product is annotated as beta-glucan synthesis-associated. Gene Ontology annotation, biological process: fungal-type cell wall organization; (1->6)-beta-D-glucan biosynthetic process. The coding region runs from base 295 to 2367 and encodes 690 amino acids. Lineage: Eukaryota; Fungi; Basidiomycota; Exobasidiomycetes; Microstromatales. Gene Ontology annotation, molecular function: glucosidase activity. The transcript has 2 exons. Gene Ontology annotation, cellular component: plasma membrane; endoplasmic reticulum membrane. The record is from RefSeq and is a predicted model, not a curated record.